AAACAAUAUGACGUUUAGAAUCGUAGUACCGAGAGAAAAAGAACAAUUGAAUGACAAAACAAGAGUGGGAACAUCUCUUUCGAUACGUGUGUGAGAGAGAGUAAAUUUAUAUUCACAUAAAAUAAUAAUAAAAAUAUAUAUAUAAAACAAAGUUUGUGAUUAGAAAGACUACAAUAUGUAAAUAUUAAUUACAAAAUAUGCUGUGAAUUAUUAUAUUCAUUGACAGUAAAACGAAAUGAAGAUUGUGGAGGGAAAAGUUGUUGUUCUUGGCUCUCAAGGAGUUGGUAAAACAAGUAUGAUUACAAGAUAUACUGGUCAAUUACUUGAUCAACAAUUGAGUCCAACAAUUGGAGCAUCAUUUUUUACUUGUAAAGUCAAUUUAGAUAAUACACUUGUUAAAAUUCAAGUAUGGGAUACAGCUGGACAAGAAAGAUUUGCCAGUAUGGCACCAAUGUACUAUAGAGGAGCAAAUGCUGCAUUUCUUGUAUUUGAUUUAACCCAGUAUAAAUCAUUUGUAGCAAUUAAAUCUUGGGUAAAUGAGCUUAAAAGUAAAAUUGAAGAACCAAUGGUACUAAUAGUUGUAGGAAAUAAAUGUGAUUUAGUUAAUGAAAGAAAAGUUGAUAGUGAAGAAGGUAGAUUAUAUGCUAUGAGAAUUGGUGCUAGUUAUCAUGAAACUUCAGCUUUAUAUGACGAAGGUAUUGAGCAAGUAUUUGUUGAUGUUGCACGUGGUCUUUUGCGGCUAGACAAUGGUGAACGUGAUUCAACAAAUAUUAGAAUUACAGAAGUAUCAUUUAAUGGUGAUGAUUGUUUAACACCAUCCAGUGAAGAAGUACUUACCAAUAUGUCAAUUGCUCAUGGAAUACAUGAAAAACCUUCAUGUUGUUAAUACAUUUUACUUAUAAUACUUAUAAUUCACACGCUCAUAAAUCAUUUAUAGUUAAUAUAAUAAUUUUUAUGAUUAAAUCAUUAAUGCCAAUUAUGACCAAGACUGAUAAAUUAUCAGUGAUAAUACAUCAUCAGUAACAUGGUAAAAUAUUUUUUUUCUUUAUUUUUGUAAAAUAACUAUCAAAGUUAAAAAACCAGUUAUUUUUAUAUUGUAAAAAUUAAAUUAAAUUAAAUUAACUAAUGUAUUUAUUAAUAAAAUUUAAAAUAAAAUUAUUUUUCAUGUUUA
This is a messenger RNA of Aphidius gifuensis, 1171 nucleotides long. RefSeq names its product ras-related protein Rab-31 (gene RabX1). Lineage: Eukaryota; Metazoa; Arthropoda; Insecta; Hymenoptera; Braconidae. The transcript has 4 exons. Gene Ontology annotation, molecular function: GTPase activity; GTP binding. The coding region runs from base 236 to 886 and encodes 216 amino acids. The record is from RefSeq and is a predicted model, not a curated record.